CCCCCUUCAUCGAACCGAAUCGACUCCGACCCCGAGCCCGACCCUGAUUGACCUGAUUGAUGUCUGAGCACAUCGUCAACUCCAACAACAACCUGAGCGACGAGCAACUCCCCGAAGUCGCCGUGGUCACUGUGCACGAUGACGACGAGUAUGAUGACAAUGUUGCUCCUGACCCCGACGUCGCGCGCACAGUGAGGAACGCGCCCCGCGCUCAGAACGACGCGCUCCAGCAGCAACAGCAGCAGCAGCAGCAGCAGCAGCAGCAGCAGCAGCAGAGUCGACGCGACCCGCACGCUGCACGCCGACCACUGCAUCACCAGACCGGUGUGCUGGACUAUUCUGGUGUGACAGGUCAGCCUGGCGAGACCCCCACAGGGCCCAAUGCUGGUGUCGGCGAUGUGGGCGUGCUGCAGCCGUCGCCCUCGUCGCCCGUGCAGCACCGCCUCGCGUCGCCGUCGCAGUCGGUCGCUGAGCCUACCAUACACAUGACGCAGCAUGUCGGAAGCGCUGCCGCUGGUGGUGGUGGGCAUGUGUCGAGCUACCGCGGAGCCAUUCACCGCUCGCAGUCGCUCUUCCCGCCGCAUCACAGCGGUGCGUUGCACGGCGUCUCAAACCCGCACUUGCACGAUGCCGACGAGUCGUACUACACGCCAUCGCAGGCACAGCUGCACCAACAGUUUAACGCCUCGUUCGAUCGCGAGCACGAAGCGAGUCUGCUGUUUCCAACAACAACGCGCCGGUUGAGCCCGGUCGGCGAGGUGCCUUCUGCCGACGAUCCGUCCACGCCGUUGCUGCACCAUGCUGGUGAAGCGCGCCAUCGCGCUACCGGACAUUUGAUUGGGUCGCGCUCGCACAGCAUGUCCGAGGCGAACUUUGGCCACGUCCAAGCAUCCGGCUCGGCUUCACGUCUGCUUUUCGCUGGAGACAGCGGCGACAACUCGGAUCGAGCUGCAGACCGCAGUCAAGAGCGCGAGCCAGAGCGCCGCACGGGCCGUGGAUUGAUGGGCUUUUUGCGGCGAAGGACGUCGCGCGCGUCCCUCAGCCCGUCCGAAACGACGACGAGUCCGGAACCGGGCGACUCGCAGCCCUUGUUCGUGCCAGACAGCUCGCUUCAAGCCUCUUCGCCAUUGCUCUCGCCGUCGAGCUCACGCACCAUUGCCACAGCGACGCCAUUCCCGCCUUCUCCGGUUUCAGUGUCGUCCGCCGAUGACCUUCCGCCGGUCAUGCACGAGCCCGCGCUUGAGCAUGGUCUUGAUCCCGACUUUGAUCUGUCUGUGCCCCACUUGCUCAAGCUGUUCAACGCGCUGGAUGCCGACAAGGACGGCGAAGUCGCGCUGAGUCGCAUCCUGUCGUCGCUCGAGCCGCUCGCCCGCGCUGGCGCGCGCUCGCCUCGGCAGCUGGUGAUGCACAUGUUCAAGGGCCAGGAGAGCGUGACUCAGGAGCAAUUUGUCCUCGCCAUGCAAGAGAUUGGCGUCAUGUUGCUCUCGCGAACAACCGGAGUUGCGGUUCAGGACCAGGUCAUGCUGGACAUGUUCUGCUACGACUAUGGCCCAUCGCAGGCAAUUUGCCGCUGGGUCUCGCCAGAUCCGCGCAUGUCCAUGUCCAGCCCGCCAAACUGCAUUGGCGAAGUCCACGAGCCGGCCACCGACCCGUCCAUGCCGACCUCGGGCUCUGCCAACUCGCUCAACGACAUUCAAGAAGGCACCAUCACGCUGAGUCACUUUCUGCGGCGAACCGUGCCUCACCAGUCUCUGCCCGUGCGCUGGAUUAACAUGGUUGGCAACGACGCAAGCACCAUCAUCCGCGUGUCGAAUGCCUACAAGCUGCACCCACUCCAAAUCGAAGACAUGCUCAAUACGAAAGAACGGCCAAAGGUCGAAAUCAACUCGGAUGGGACGAUGCACAUUGUCAUUUCCCGCCUCACACUCAAGUCCUACGACUCGAAGGAUUGGCUCCAGCUGGUGACCGACCAGCUCAACAUUUGCCUGCUCCAUGCCGAUUCCACCGUGAUCACCAUUGAAAAAAAGCCCGCAGCUACGACCCAUACCCUGUUGCAGCGCAUUUCCUACGCAGGCUCGAAAGUUCGGCUGAACAACGCCCGCUUCCUGAUCUAUGCCAUGGUUGACGGCAUUGUUGACGACGUGUUUCCCGUUCUCAAGGCGUUCCACUACCAACUGCGCCAGCUUCAAACGCUCGUGCUGGGUCGAAAGCAAACGACAUUGGCCACUGCCAAAGAGUUGCAGCAUUUGCAUCGCGAGCUGAACAACUUGGUUUUCUGGCUUCACUCGCUUAGCUCGGUGAUUAAUCGCUUGCUGGAAGAGUUGCCGCAAGGCACGGACGCGCUGGAUAUUCGCAAGCACAUGGAAGAUUUGAAAGACCACGUUCAAACUCUGCAAGAACAAACCAACUCGAUGAUGCAGUGGGCCAAGUCCCUCAAUGACGAUUUGUUGAACGAGCAGCAAUUCCGAAUGAAUCAGGUCAUGUACAUGCUUACGAUGGUAACAACCACGUUUGUUCCACUUCAGUUCAUCACUGGCGUUUACGGCAUGAAUUUUGAAACGCUCCCUGAGCUGACGUGGCGAUACAGCUACUUGGUGUUCUGGAUUAUCGUACUAAUGCUGCUUACGAUUGCGCUCUGGUUCUUCAAGCGUCGUGGUUGGCUCGAUGUCGCUUAAAACUGGCUGGAACUAUGACUUCUGUUGGAUUUAGCCGAAAAGCAAAAUCAAGAACAAUGAAAUGCAUUUCGAAACGGAAUACAAAUUAGAAUGCAGUCAUGCAUCACAG
This is a messenger RNA of Capsaspora owczarzaki ATCC 30864, 2784 nucleotides long. RefSeq lists its product as hypothetical. The transcript is spliced from 4 exons. NCBI's taxonomy places the organism in Eukaryota, Filasterea, Ministeriida, Capsasporidae. The record is from RefSeq and is a predicted model, not a curated record. Gene Ontology annotation, molecular function: magnesium ion transmembrane transporter activity; cobalt ion transmembrane transporter activity; cobalt ion binding. Gene Ontology annotation, cellular component: membrane. Gene Ontology annotation, biological process: metal ion transport; transmembrane transport. The coding region runs from base 60 to 2675 and encodes 871 amino acids.